AUGGCUUCAAUUCCUGCAGGAACUGAUCUGAGAAUCGUGAUGAUUGGGAAAACUGGUGUGGGGAAGAGUGCUGUUGGAAACACCAUUCUGGGAGAGCGUCAAUUCAACUCUCGUCCCUGUUCAGAGUCAGUGACUAUCUCCUGUGAUAGAAGUGAGAAACGCUUUGGUAGCAGAGUGGUGAGUGUGAUAGACACACCUGGGAUCGUGGACACAAAGGUCUCCCCAGAAUUCAUCAAACAAGAAAUUGUGAAAUGCAUCAAAGUCUCAUGUCCUGGUCCUCAUGUCUUCCUGCUGGUCAUCCAAAUUGGUCGAUUCACCAAAGAAGAGAAAAACUCUGUGGAGGCCCUGCAGAAGCUGUUUGGUCCAAAAGCAAACCAGUACAUGAUUGUGCUGUUUACCCGCGGUGGUGAUCUUGGAGACAUGACCAUACAGGAGUAUGUACGUGAAGGCAGUGAAAACCUUCGUAAAGUCAUCCGAACAUGUGGAGGCAGGUUCCACGCCUUUGAAAACACCAAGCAAGACACAACUCAAGUCGUGGAGCUGAUCAAGAAGAUCGACGACAUGGUGGCAGGAAACGGGGGAUCAUGUUACACGAACGCCAUGUACAAAGAAGUUCAGGCAGCGGCUGACAUGGAAAAGGUCUUGAAUGCACUGUUACUACGCAUCAUGCUUUAUCUACAAAUUCUUGGUAGAGAGUAA
Messenger RNA from Seriola dumerili (greater amberjack), 699 nucleotides. Its product is annotated as GTPase IMAP family member 4-like. The coding region runs from base 1 to 699 and encodes 232 amino acids. Gene Ontology annotation, molecular function: GTP binding. The record is from RefSeq and is a predicted model, not a curated record. The transcript is spliced from 2 exons. Lineage: Eukaryota; Metazoa; Chordata; Actinopteri; Carangiformes; Carangidae.